Molecule: messenger RNA, 1041 nt
Organism: Aspergillus udagawae
Lineage: Eukaryota; Fungi; Ascomycota; Eurotiomycetes; Eurotiales; Aspergillaceae
Product: t-SNARE syntaxin
Exons: 4
Coding region: 1-1041 (346 amino acids)
Biological process (GO): vesicle fusion; endoplasmic reticulum to Golgi vesicle-mediated transport; intracellular protein transport
Cellular component (GO): endomembrane system; SNARE complex; Golgi membrane
Molecular function (GO): SNAP receptor activity; SNARE binding
Source: RefSeq, a predicted model, not a curated record
AUGGUCGGCCCCUCCAUCCAGGAUCGCACGGGCGAAUUUCAGGCCAUCCUGGGGCAGGCCCAGAAACGCAUCGCAACUUCCAAAGUCGGCUCACAACGUCAAGCACUGCUUUCGGACUCGCAACGGAGACAGGCGCAUGCAGGCACAGAUGGACAAGGACAAAGCAAACGCCGGUCGGAGUUUGCUAGGAGAGCCGCGGAGAUUGGACGAGGUAUCACAGCGACAACUGCGAAGUUACAACGGUUGGCUGAGUUGGCGAAGCGCAAGACGCUCUUCGAUGACAGACCUGUCGAGAUCUCGGAGCUAACCUACGUCAUCAAGCAAGACCUGGCGUCGCUGAACCAGCAAAUUGCUUCUCUCCAAGCGCUUACAUUAUCGCAACAUCCGAAGACGAAUCGGUCAAGAGCGGAUCAGGAAGGCGAGCACAAUGACAAUGUCGUGGUUAUGCUCCAAGGAAAGUUGGCGGAUGUCGGUGCGAACUUCAAAGAAGUCCUCGAGGUCCGAACGAAGAACAUUCAAGCGUCGCGAUCUCGGACAGAGAACUUUGUCUCUUCGGUAUCGUCCAAGUCGCAAGUCUUGGAUCCGCAACGGUCGGACUCUCCACUGUACAACCCCUCCGGACGGAGGACGCCACAACCAGGUUUCCAGGGAGGUUCUUCAGAUCUAUUGACGCUCGAUCCCUCAAAUCCCUCGCCUCUUGGGCGCCCAUCGUUCCAGACAGAUCAGCAAUUACUGGUCAUGGAGGAGGCGCAGACGAACAACACGUACAUUCAGGCCAGAGGCGAAGCCAUUGACGCUAUCGAACGUACCAUCAGUGAACUUGGCGGGAUCUUCGGCCAACUGGCUCAGAUGGUCAGUGAGCAGUCAGAGAUGAUUCAACGGAUUGACGCCAACACCGAAGAUGUGGUGGACAAUGUUGAAGGAGCCCAGCGCGAGUUGAUGAAAUACUGGAACCGCGUAUCCGGUAACCGAUGGUUGAUCGCCAAGAUGUUUGGUGUCCUUAUGAUUUUCUUCCUUCUCUGGGUUUUGAUAGCCGGAUAG